AUGAGGAGCUCCUGCCAGCCAUACGACUCAGUAACCUUUAACACUGGACUUACAUGCGACUGGGCUGCAAUGGGAUCAAAUUUAAGUACAAGUGAGACUUUUACGAGCACCUCAGCACCAGCGGUGAGAACGGCACCAGUAUCUCCUUUCAACUUGCUCACUGUAAAAAUACUAAGAGUGAGGAAUGCCCGGAAGGCAGACCUGCUCACCCUUUCAGACUGCUAUGUCACGCUGUGGCUGCCUACUGCCUCCUCGGAGAAGGUUCGGACCAGGACCAUCAGGAACAGCAAAAACCCCGUUUGGAAUGAAGCUUUCUGCUACAAGAUUGACCGCCGUGUCAAGAACGUGCUGGAGCUGAAGGUCUGUGAUGAAGACACGGUCACCAGGGAUGAUGAACUCUGCACAGUUCUCUUUGACAUAGAUAAACUCACUAUAGGACGUACUGUCCGCGUGAAGUUUCAGCUGAACCCACAGGCACGUGAGGAGCUGGAGGUGGAAUUCACAUUGCAGAACACUUUGGACUAUCCUGAUGGCAUCAUUACAAAUGGAGUACUAGUGGCACGUGAGGUUUCCUGUUUGGAGGUUAGAGUGGAUACAGGGAAGCUGAAGCAGCAAUCCACAAACCCAGAGCUUACAUUUACUGUGAAAGGAUCACAUGAAGGAAACCAGAAGAUUUUGCUGGACUCUGGCCCCAGCCUUCAUAUAAUCAUAUUUCACUGCAUCAUAAAUGACCAGACAAGACUGGAUAUCCUGUUACCAGAAGAGCUGGCUGAUGGAAAUGAAACAGAGAAAUCUGGGGUCCUUUCUUUCCCCCUGAAUUCACUCCCUCUGCAGAAGGAAAUAAUACUAGAAGAGGAUAACUCAUUUCACUUGUGCUUGACAGCGAGAAAAUGCUCAGGAGACCUGGAUGUACGCUUGGGCUUCAGCCUGUGCACGGAGGAGCAGAACUUCCUGCGGAAAAGGAAGAAAUAUGUUGCUGCUGCUCUGAAAAAGAUUCUUAAUUUGGAGGAGGAUCUGAAGGAGCAUGAGGUGCCAGUGGUGGCCAUCACAACCACCGGGGGAGGAACGCGAUCACUCACGGCGAUGUACGGCAGCCUGCUGGGCCUCCAGAAGCUCAACCUGCUGGACUGCAUUUCCUACAUCGGGGGUUUAUCGGGCACCACAUGGACCAUGGCAAACUUAUAUGAAGAUGCUAAUUGGUCACAAAAAUAUCUGGAGGAUCCAAUCAAGGAAGCUCGCAAGCAAGUAACCAAAUCCAAGAUCUGCUGUUUUUCUUUGGAUUGUCUGAAGUACUAUUAUAAUGACCUGAUGGAGAGGUCUAAAGAAGGACAUAACACUUCCUUCAUAGACCUUUGGGGUCUCGUAAUUGAAUCCAUGCUACAUGAUAAGAAAGAUGAGCAUAGACUCUCGGACCAGCGACAGGCGGUGGAUAAUGGCCAGAACCCACUGCCCAUCUAUGUGGCCAUCAACCUCAAGUCCAACUAUAGUGCCCAGGCUUUCAGAGAGUGGCUGGAGUUCACUCCUUAUGAAGUUGGUCUGCUGAAAUAUGGAGCAUCUAUUCGCGCAGAACACUUUGGAAGCCAGUUCUUUAUGGGAAGGUUGGUGAAGAAGCUCUCAGAGACUCGGAUCUGCUAUAUGCAAGGCAUGUGGAGUAGCAUAUUUUCCAUAGAUGUGAUGUAUGUCUGGAAUUUGGCUGCUGAUUCAGAAGAUUUCUGGUGCAGAUGGACCCGAGACAGAGUAAAAGAUAUUGCAGAAGAGCCCUUUCUGUCUGUGAAUCCCUAUGAAGUAGACACAUGUCUAUUCACCCCCUCGAGUGUCCUCUCCUCUACUCUCCGAGAUGUCUUAACAGGACGUCCAACCAUUGCACAGUAUCCCAAUUUCAUCAGAGGCUUCCAACUGCACAAUAAGUACCUGGAGAGUGAGGGAUUUUCUACCUGGAAAGACACAGUGAUAGACUCCCUCCCAAAUAAACUGAUGGAAACAGCAGACGAUGAGCUCUCCCUGGUUGAUACUGGCUUUUUCAUUAAUACCAGCUACCCACCACUUCUGAGAUCAAAGAGGGAGGUCGACGUGAUCCUGCAUCUAAAUUACAGCGGAGGGUCCCAAACACUGCCUCUGGAUCAGAUUGCAAAGUACUUCUCAGAGCAAGAAAUUCCAUUUCCCAAAAUUGAGAUAAGUGAGGAAGACCGGGAAAACUUGAAGGAGUGCUAUGUGUUUGAAGAGGCUGACAGUCCAAAAGCUCCAACAGUGCUUUUUUUCCCCCUAGUAAAUGACACCUUCAAGAAAUACAAAGCUCCUGGUGUGGAAAGGAGUCCUGAAGAGAUGGCUGAAGGCAAAGUUGAUGUCUCCAGCAUCCUCUCCCCAUUUACAACAAGAGAGGUGUGUUUCAGUGAGGAGAAUUUUGACAAACUGGUGAAACUGACUGAUUACAAUGUCCUGAACAAUGAGAAGUUGAUUAUUCAGGCCUUGCGCUUGGCAGUGGCACGGAGGAAGCAGCGGAAUUAUUAA
This is a messenger RNA of Catharus ustulatus (Swainson's thrush), 2508 nucleotides long. RefSeq names its product cytosolic phospholipase A2 epsilon-like. The record is from RefSeq and is a predicted model, not a curated record. Gene Ontology annotation, molecular function: calcium ion binding; calcium-dependent phospholipid binding. Bases 1 to 2508 code for a protein of 835 amino acids. The transcript is spliced from 21 exons. Lineage: Eukaryota; Metazoa; Chordata; Aves; Passeriformes; Turdidae. Gene Ontology annotation, biological process: glycerophospholipid catabolic process. Gene Ontology annotation, cellular component: cytosol.